AUGGGAAGGUUGCGAGGAGGUCACAACUCCCGAGCUGUCCACUGCAGAGCAGGAGCAACGGAGAGCAAGGAAACGCUGCCUAUCCCUGACUGCAUCACGGCCGGGAACGAGAUGCCCCCGCAGUACAACCCUCAGGAGGUGGAGGAACCCUUGUACAAGUGGUGGGAGAGCAACGGUCUGUUCAAGCCUAAGGAGUACAAGGAGGGAGAGAAGAAGUCCUACGUGCUUCCUAUGCCUCCUCCUAACGUCACUGGCGGGCUUCACAUGGGGCAUGCUAUGUUUGUUGCCCUCCAGGACAUUCUUGCUCGCUACCAUCGUAUGACGGGCAAGCCGACGUUGUGGCUUCCUGGGACUGAUCAUGCGGGCAUUGCGACUCAGCUACUGGUGGAAAGGUCUUUGAACGCCGAAGGAAAAUCGAGAUAUGAUCUUGGAAGAGACAAGUUUCUUGACCGUGUCUGGGAGUGGAAGAGUGAGAAGGGAGGUUAUAUCACCCAGCAGCUCAGACGUCUCGGAGCUUCUGCUGAUUGGUCGAGGGAACGAUUCACCAUGGAUGAUGGUCUUUCUUCUGCUGUUGCCGAGGCCUUUGUCCGGCUGCAUGAGAAGGGACUGGUAUACCGUGGGGAGUACAUGGUGAACUGGAGUCCGAAUCUUCGUACCGCAGUGUCAGAUCUUGAGGUAAGGCACAUGUCACAAUCUGCUUCCUGCCUCCGUCUCAACCGUUUCCUUCCUCUCGGCUUAUCUCUUGUUUCUCAGGACGCUUUUCUUCCUGUUGCUACUACUCGACCUGAGACCAUCCUGGGAGAUACUGCAGUUUGUGUCCACCCAGAGGACGAGCGAUACAAGAAGUUCAUCGGAAAGAAGGUUAAAGUUCCUUUCCAAGACAGAGAGAUCCCGAUCAUCGCGGAUACAUACGUCGACAUGGAGUUUGGAACUGGAUGCCUCAAGAUUACUCCUGGACAUGAUCCUAACGAUUACGAGAUUGGCAAGAAGCACUCUCUUCCUACUAUCAACAUCAUGAACCUUGACGCUUCUCUUAACGAGAAUGCUGGUAAAUAUCAGGGGCUGGACAGGUGA
Molecule: messenger RNA, 1074 nt
Organism: Guillardia theta CCMP2712
Lineage: Eukaryota; Cryptophyceae; Pyrenomonadales; Geminigeraceae
Exons: 13
Coding region: 1-1074 (357 amino acids)
Biological process (GO): valyl-tRNA aminoacylation
Cellular component (GO): cytosol
Molecular function (GO): aminoacyl-tRNA deacylase activity; ATP binding; valine-tRNA ligase activity
Source: RefSeq, a predicted model, not a curated record